CUGCAAUGGCCGUUACUGCGCGCUAAAUACAAACUUGAGUCUUCGAAAAGAAACAAACAUCUGCUGAAUUUUGUUGAACUUAAAAGCAUUAAAACCAAGAGACUUUCUACCGCUUAAGCAUGGCUUCUUCGGGUUAAUAUAACCAAUGGAAAUGAAGAUCGGCGGAUUCUCAAAGAAAAUAAUCCGAGGAAGGAAUUUAAGACUUUGUGUGAGAUUUGUAUGGAUUCUGUGUGAAUAACUUAACCUAACUAAUACUUACCUACGGAUUUAAAAGACAUUAUACAUAAUGGCACAGCGAUUUGAGGAACCCACACAGACCACUACUACACGGCAUGUAUUACGAGGAAUAGAAUACGUGCUAGCCCUUACGAUCAAUAAAGAGGAGAACAUUUUUACUUUGGAGGUUGAAGACAGGUUAACAGCCGAUCGAUGGACGGGACAAUUCGAUACAAAAUAUAUAGAGGAUCUAACUCACAAGACAGGGAAUUUUAAACAGUUUAUGGUGUUUGUGAACAUGUUGGAAUCAGCGCUAAACAAGAAUAGUUCUGCGCUGUCCCUAGACCUCCUGACCUACAGUGACUUAGAAGUAUUGCGCAAUCAGAGAGCGCAUCGACCAGGGUCUGGGACUCAGCAUAUACCCCCUGCCCAGCCAAGCAGUCUGCACACAAAACGAUAUCUCAUUAUGACCUACUCUGUGGAGUUUGAUAGAAUUCACUACCCGCUGCCACUGCCAUAUGUCGGUAAACCAGACCCAGUCCAGCUACAGGAAGCUCUGAGAAGACUGGAAGAAGAAAACAAGCGACUGAAGGAACAGCUCCUUAAAAGAUCUACAAAUGGCACUGUUACACAUUUGCAGAAAGAGAUGGAAAGUUUAGCGAAGGAGAGAGAUGAUAUUCAAGCCCAGUUUGAGACAUACCAGCGAGAGUUGAAACACACGGGCAAAGCCAACACUGCUAAGGAAAUACGAGUCUUGAAAAAAGUCGUACAAAAUUUAGAGAGUGACCUUAUGAAAGAGAAGACGAAACACCAAAGAAUUAUCAACAAAAAGAACCAGGAAUAUAGAAACAUCGUUGAAGAGCUAGAGGAGCUGCGAGCAAGCGAAAGGAAUCUUCGCGCCCGAUGCCGCAGCCUUACAAAUGAGCUCGCGGUGUUCAAACGAAACUCGCGAGUGUCUCCUGCGCCUAGUAACACAAGUCGACGCAGCUCGUCCCGCGGGUCAGUCCCGCGACCUCGCCGCUCAACCUCGCACGGCCGUCGUUCCUCCUCGCGGGAUCGCCUCGAGAUGCGGGAUCGUCGCUCUGCCUCGCGGGAUCGCCUGCAGAUGCGGGAUCGUCGCUCUGCCUCGCGGGAUAGAAUCCCCUCCUCGGGUGGUCGAAGGCGGUCCCCCUCUCCUUCCGGUCCCCGACCGCCACGGUUCGACCCUACUGCGUACAUUAAAGAAAAGCAGCGUAAAAUCCAAGAAGCUGAGAAAAGUCGAGGACGAAAGAGAACCUUAUCUGGUGGGUCUCUGCCACGAGGUCGAUCCAGGUCCCUGUCUUCUGAUCGGCUGGGUACCAGGCUGCCCUCGGCAAGAAAAGGAUCCGCCUCCAAAAUAGGAAUUCCUCGGACAUCUUCGACCGGUAGCCUGGGGAGUAGACGCUCGUCCCAGUCCUCUACUGAUGGCGCUGUUUUAACAGACCAAUCAAAUCGGCAGACUCGACGUAGAAGUUCAAGGAGUUCUAAGGCCAGUGUCGGCAGCCGCGGUAAAGAGAAUCCCCGGCGACCAGAAGACUGGACGAGUCCUGACGAUACAGACACGGUAAUGCACCGUACAGACACGGGUAAUUACCAGGCCUUGAAACACCCAACCGCCUUAUAUUCUAGCACACCCGAGCACGGGCGUGUUCAUUCUCGCACCAAGCCGACGAAAACGCGACAUCGACACAUCAUUAAUUCAGAGAUUGAAGACUCGUUUAAUCGGUCAGCGGAGAUGAUGGAAAUUGAUGCGCGGUUGAAUGCGCUGCAGCACUUUAUGAAAGCGAAUCUACAGUGAUGAAAAUGAUGCUAUACUGUGUUCCGUGAUGACAUAAUACACAUUACUUUGAGUACAGUUGGGAGUGGAGGAUAUCAAGCCUUUGGGCCGCUUGGGAACAGGACUAAUUGCCAUUUUGAACUCGUCAAAUGGUAGCACGACGUGUGAAAUGCUGCUUAGUGUAAAUAGGAUCGCCCGUUCGCUACCGAAUUCCACUAACUUUCGACGGACUCGAUUUAAACAUGAGCUGUACAUAUGAUAUGAUUGACAGUCAGGUUGCCAUGUGCAUUUAUAUCUUGAAAUAGAGAUCAGCAAAGAAUUAGCUUCUUGUAUAUUUUAUCUAUGUAAAAUUACUCGUAUCAAUAGACAUCUCAGUAUAUUUUAUCCUACUUAAGAAAAAUAAAAUACCUGCGACACA
Messenger RNA from Nematostella vectensis (starlet sea anemone), 2429 nucleotides. Its product is annotated as centrosomal protein CCDC61. Bases 287 to 2032 code for a protein of 581 amino acids. The transcript has 17 exons. Gene Ontology annotation, cellular component: centrosome. Lineage: Eukaryota; Metazoa; Cnidaria; Anthozoa; Actiniaria; Edwardsiidae. The record is from RefSeq and is a predicted model, not a curated record.